CAUACAUGUGCAUGAGGAAACGCGUGCGGUCGCAGUCGCUGUGCAGCUCAAUUGAGUUGCAUGACAAGCCUUUGAAGCAACAGUCAGAUCUCUGAUUGGUCUGCAGCCGGAGACAGGAAGUGGAGUUCAUCGCCGUGCAGAACUUUGGGUCGGGUGCCUUGAGAUGAUCAGACACAGUCUUGUAGGUGCAAAGUAAAAUAAGAAACAACAAUAAAGAAGAGAUGCCUGGACCUCCUCCUCCACCACCUCCCGGACCUCCUCCAACCUUAUCAGUGGCAAACACAGAGAAGCCGCCUCUGAACCGUUCUCAGCAGCAGGGGAGAAAUGCUUUACUUUCUGACAUCGGCAAAGGAGCUCGGCUGAAGAAAACAGUCACCAAUGAUCGUAGCGCACCAACACUUGACAAGCCCAAAGGGGAAGGAGGUGGAGGUGGAGGAGGGGGUGGAGCUCCAGGUGGACUGGGUGGUCUGUUUCAAGGUGGAAUGCCUCGGCUAAAAUCAGGCAGCAGAGACAACAAUGUAAGACCCCCGAUGCCUCCCACAGGCGGCAGAUUCCCAUCACCCGGAAACUCAGGUGGAAGCAGACCCCCGGUCCCAACCUCUGGACGACCUUCACCUGGGAGAACCAGCACCCCACCUGUACCUCCUUCUGCUCGCCCACCACAGCACGGCUUUCCUGGCGGCCCCCCACCCCUGCCGGGAGGAGGUCGACCGCCUUCCACACAGCCCCCCAGCCAGCCGGGCAGACGUCCCAGCCUUCCUCCAGCCCCGAGGGAAGCUUCCUUUCCCCCACCACCUAUGCCCGCAAGUGGCCGUCCACCAUUACCCACAAUCCCCGGCAGGUCCUCAGAUGACUUCCCACCUCCUCCACCCACAGGCAGUCAAAGACCAUCUUUCUCUCGGGAUGGACCACCGCUGCCGCCACCACCUUCGGCAGACAACAAACCACAGAGACCUUCGGGUAAUGUACCUCCAGCUCUACCUCCAGGAAGAGGGAGCCUGCCGCCCAUCCCCCCAUCAUCCAGAGAUGAGCCGAGCUCUAGAACCCCUCCACGAAACAGUCACCCUCCUCCGCCACCGUCUGGACGCUCCAACCCAUUGCCCCCGCCGUCCAAUGACUCGCGCCCACCGCCUCCUCCAACAGGCCGGAGUCCAUCUGUACGGUCAGGUCCUGUUCCACCUCCACCAGGAAACAGAGGCGGGGUUCCUCCUCCGGCACCUCCUCCAGGGCGACCAGGUGGAUCCGGCAGACCCCCUCCACCCCCAGACCGCCCUGGAUCAUCUGGCUUUCCACCUCCACCACCCCCUGACACGCUGAAUGGCUUUCAGUGUCCUCCGCCUCUUGCCACAGAUGAAUGGGGGAUGAGGUUUUCGUUCCAUCCCCUUUCUGAAUUACCUCCUCCAGAGCCAUAUUUGCCAUUCCUUAAGUCUUACCCCAGCAAGGCCGGAGGCAAAGUUCUGAGAGACAGAGGUGCACCCCCCUUACCCCCAGUUCCUAGAUGAAUGUCGCUUGGACGAAAGUGCAUCUUGUCUUUAUGUUGUACAUUAUGUAAAACUCUGGUUCUUGGAUUGCACUAUUAUUUGUUUGGAAGGCUGUUUAGAUGGUUUCCUAUCAGCUCAGGUCAUAAUAGUUCAAGUCUCUACAAUACAGAAUAUUUUUUUAAGAUGCUGUGUGGCAACUUCUGACAAUUGUCUGUAAUUUUAAAUUGAAAAAAUACCACAGCAUGAUCUUAUAGAUUUUCAUGAAAUAUUGCAAUUAUUGUAAAUAGCUUAUCAAUGUGGUUCACUUUAAAGACCCUGUGAACCGGAAGUUGCGACACAUUUCCCGAGUGGAAAGGAAUUUCAAAGGAGAAAAUGAGUGGGUGUGUCCUGCGUUUUUCAUUGAGAAUUAGAUGUGUAAAACAGCUGUUGCAUUGAUUUUGAAAUUAAAUUGGCAGUAGACUGACACUUGAAGGGGAGGAGUUAACUGAUGCUCCGCCCUAGCCAUCUAAUUUACGUCAUUUCAGAUGGAUCGUCCUUUCAGGGCGGAAGUGCAUUUUCACACUUUAACUGAGGAUUAUGACUGUACAUGAAUUUAAAAAGAAAAUGACCCUCAUUGAUAAGCUGUUUACUAUAAACGCUGCAAUAUUUCAUGAAAAAAUAAGAAUUGU
Messenger RNA from Triplophysa dalaica, 2149 nucleotides. It is a transcript of the gene wipf1a, whose product is annotated as WAS/WASL interacting protein family, member 1a. Bases 222 to 1502 code for a protein of 426 amino acids. NCBI's taxonomy places the organism in Eukaryota, Metazoa, Chordata, Actinopteri, Cypriniformes, Nemacheilidae. The record is from RefSeq and is a predicted model, not a curated record. Gene Ontology annotation, molecular function: actin binding. The transcript has 8 exons.